This is a messenger RNA of Trichoderma atroviride IMI 206040, 798 nucleotides long. Lineage: Eukaryota; Fungi; Ascomycota; Sordariomycetes; Hypocreales; Hypocreaceae. The record is from RefSeq and is a predicted model, not a curated record.
AUGCUCAACACCAGGUGGCUGCAGCAGACUGGAAUAAGCGCGGCAUGCCGUGCGUCCAGUGGCGGCCGCAGCGGAGCAGCAGAAGCGACCACUGCAGGCACGCUGCAGCUCUGGGAGGCCCGAUCACCGGUAUCGAUACCUGCAGCGCCCAGCAUUGGCCGCGUUCCUGAGGCGAUGCCAAAACCCGGCGGCCAGGCCCAGCAGACGGGAGGCAGCUGGAAGGAUGAGGGUGGUGGUACUGUAGGGCUGCCAGGCGACGAGCGUGGCUCAGGCGACGCGGCCCGUCCACAGGGAGCGUCAGUUGACCCCCCUCCGCGCCGUGGCGGGCCGGCACUGUGCAGGUGCCCUAUUCCGGCAAGGCCUGCAGGCGAGCUGCUGCUCCGACAGGUGCGCCGGCGCCGUUUGCCACUGCGCGGCGCGGGUGCUGCAGGCGGAGCGCGCACUGUGCCCCUACGGCUGGGCGCACUGCAGAUGCUUCUGACCUGCAUACACGCGCGUCUGGCCUGGCGGACUGACCUCGAUGCGCGUGCGACUUUGGGCGGGAGGCCUAGAGGAGGCAGGGCUUUCUUCCGGCUGCUGAACCUGCAUCAGACCUUUAUCGAGCCCCCGGGAACAUUAAGCGAGCAUGCAGAACAUGCAGAACAUGCUUGUCUCUGGCCCUGGUCUCUUGUUUGCAUCUUCACGUGCGAGUACCACUUACAGCCGUUUACAAGCACUAAUCAACCAGAGACAAGCAUCGUCAGUCCUACUGUCAAAGGCCAUAAUGGAAAAGAAAGCCCAAAGAAGAAGUCCAGCUAG